CAUCUUAUUUAGUAGCAUCCCAUAGUGAAAGAGUAUCUCAGAUCGUUAAUCUAUUAUGUCAGUAUCUGGCAAUAUCAUUCUGUGAURUCAGUGUUAUUKUGAAACUGCCCAGAGAUAGACWAAUGCAAUGUGAGCUGCGACAAGGACUUGAUCUUGUAGCAAAUCCUAAUGGCAGAUGGUUGAAUUGUUUGAUGUCAGCAAAAAAGAUUGAAACACAGAUUACAACUACUAACAGUAAUGGUUUAUGUGAUACUCUAGUCAAGUUGACUGUUGAGUUUAUUGUAGAGGCAUCUCUUCAGCCAUUGCAAGGAAUCAAAUCUGCUGAUGUUCAAGUUACCCUUCACUCUGUUUCUGCUGUUAUAAAUGAUGGUUUUCUCAUUAACAAUAUUAACUCAUCAUCACCUACCAGAACAGAUUCAUCUUUGAAUGAAGAAAAUGCACUAUCAUCAAAUUCAGAACUGACAAGGGAUAUCUGGCUCCAAUUGGCAAACAUCCCUAAGCACAUGCAAGUCCAUACAGACAAAAUAUGUAUUUCAUUUGUAAAUAGAGAUCAAAGAAAUUUAAGAUUGGAUAUAUCUCAAGUUGUACAAUUUUUGAACAAAAAGAAACUGAAGUUGACAUAAACAGGCAGUGUGAUGUUAAUCUUGUUAUCUCAGGUGUCAGUGCGACAGGGAUCAAAUCAUGUGAGUUGUGUACGUUAAACAGGCUUAGAUUUACUUCAAAG
Molecule: messenger RNA, 724 nt
Organism: Exaiptasia diaphana
Lineage: Eukaryota; Metazoa; Cnidaria; Anthozoa; Actiniaria; Aiptasiidae
Exons: 10
Coding region: 123-623 (166 amino acids)
Source: RefSeq, a predicted model, not a curated record